This is a messenger RNA of Sinocyclocheilus anshuiensis, 952 nucleotides long. RefSeq names its product cyclin-dependent kinases regulatory subunit 2-like. The coding region runs from base 150 to 380 and encodes 76 amino acids. The record is from RefSeq and is a predicted model, not a curated record. Gene Ontology annotation, molecular function: cyclin-dependent protein serine/threonine kinase regulator activity. The transcript is spliced from 3 exons. NCBI's taxonomy places the organism in Eukaryota, Metazoa, Chordata, Actinopteri, Cypriniformes, Cyprinidae.
UCUGUCAACCAAUCAGAAGCGGCGGUUCCGGUUGACUUGCGGGUUCAAAAUCAAAACUAGCGGUUAAAUUUAUUCAAGUUGCGAGAGUGAGUUUGAUCGAAUCAAUACAUCUGAAUAUUGUCAUACCUGACUUCAUUUAACAGUCUACAAUGGCUCAUAAACAGAUCUACUACUCGGAUAAAUACACAGAUGAUCUUUAUGAAUACCGACAUGUGGUCUUACCGCGAGAACUGGCCAAACAAGUGCCAAAAUCCCACCUGAUGACCGAGGAUGAGUGGAGGAGGCUGGGCGUGCAGCAGUCGCUAGGAUGGGUCCAUUAUAUGAUCCAUGAACCAGAACCUCAUAUUCUGCUGUUUAGGAGACCGCUACCAAAACAGUGACGGUCAGAGACACUUGUUUCUUCUGGAACAUGCCUGUGGUUUUCAGUGAAUACUAGAGAACUUAACCACGUUUCUGGACUCCUGUGACCAUGAUGCUGCGUUUCACUGCGAUUAUGCCCGAACAGAAUCAAGGGAUUGUAGGAAAUGUAUUUUCAGUGAAAAUGUAAGGGCUCUUAACUAAAUCAUGCGACUCAAGGGCCUCUCUGAGUGAAGCUGAACCUUUAAUAAAAGUCUGUGCUGCAUCAUCAGUGUUUAGAAACCUAAAUCAGUGUUUAAGUGGCUGAGCUAAAUUAAUUUUGGGGAUAAAAGAUGUACUGUAUGCUUAAGGGAGAUCAUUUGUGUGUAUCUAGUUAACGUAUUGGCCAUUCUCAGGUUGAAAUUCUUCGUUUGCAUUAAUUCUUCAGGGAAGGCGAUUGUAAUACUGUACAGAUGCUUUAUAAAGUUUAAAAUGUGCUUCUAUCACGUAUAAAACUUUGUUAAUAAGGUAGUUGUAGAAGAAGAGCCAUGAUGACAGCACUAUCAGCAACUGUGCUACUUAAGAACAGGGUUUAUAUGGAGAGAGAAAAAAGGUU